Hibiscus syriacus is the source of this 929-nucleotide messenger RNA. Its product is annotated as AT-rich interactive domain-containing protein 5-like. Lineage: Eukaryota; Viridiplantae; Streptophyta; Magnoliopsida; Malvales; Malvaceae. Gene Ontology annotation, molecular function: DNA binding. The coding region runs from base 1 to 783 and encodes 260 amino acids. Gene Ontology annotation, cellular component: nucleus. The record is from RefSeq and is a predicted model, not a curated record. The transcript is spliced from 11 exons. Gene Ontology annotation, biological process: regulation of transcription by RNA polymerase II.
AUGCAAUUUACAGCUCAGUUUACAUUCUCUGUGGUGACUGCAUCAAAGUUAUGGCGGCAAGUGGGAGAGUCUUUCGACCCCCCAAAGACCUGCACAACUGUCUCUUGGACAUUCCGCAUUUUCUACGAGAAGGCACUAUUAGAAUAUGAAAAGUAUAAGAGGGAGAAUGGUGAGAUUCAACUUCCUGCUUCCCCACUACCUCAUGCAAGUGGUGAAAAGGUGUCAAGUGGCUUCCUUCCUGGGUCGGGCAGGGCACUCAGGGAUGCUGCAGCUCGUGCCAUGCAGGGUUGGCAUGCUCAACGUUCUGUUGGAUAUGGAGAGGUUAAGAAUUCCUCUAUACAGGGUAAGAUCUCAAGUCCUACUCCGAAGCGUGAAAGACAUCUCAAAAACAUUGGUUUGCAGAAGCAGAAGACGCCAAUAAACAUGGAAUCUGGACAUGAAUCAGAUAAGCAAUUGGUCACUGAGGUUGUUGAUGCUGGAACUCCUGCUGAUUGGGUGAACAUCAAUGUGCGUGAAACUAAGGAUUGCUUUGAGGUAUAUGCUCUGGUCCCUGGACUCCUGCGUGAGGAGGUACGAGUUCAAUCAGAUCCUGCUGGACGUUUGGUUAUAACGGGUGAACCAGAGCAUGUUGACAAUCCUUGGGGUAUCACCCCCUUUAAGAAGGUAAUGACCUUACCGGCGAGAAUCGAUCCGCUUCAGACAUCCGCUGUUGUUAGCUUGCAUGGUCGACUCUUUGUGCGUGUCCCUUCUAGCAGGGAUCAAUGUGAGCCUCAUCAUGUUUAGAUUAGGUGGCUUUGGCCAGACUCAUUUUAGGAGAAAUGUAACUAGAAGUAAACUUGGUACUGUUGAAUUAGUUGUAAUUUUCCCUGUGGUUUUCUAUAUUUAAGAAUGUUGGAAUCGGCUGAAAAUAAAUCUCAUCAAAAAUCAAA